This is a messenger RNA of Lagopus muta (rock ptarmigan), 8533 nucleotides long. It is a transcript of the gene LRFN5, whose product is annotated as leucine rich repeat and fibronectin type III domain containing 5. Lineage: Eukaryota; Metazoa; Chordata; Aves; Galliformes; Phasianidae. The record is from RefSeq and is a predicted model, not a curated record. The transcript has 3 exons. Gene Ontology annotation, molecular function: protein binding. Bases 200 to 2515 code for a protein of 771 amino acids.
CCGGCCGCCGGCAGCCGCCGCCGCGGAGCCGCUCUAGGAUGCGGCUGCUGAGCGAUGGCACAGGGCAGAGAGGCGGCCAGCCUGCCUGCCGCGAGAGUCUGAAGCCCCGCCGGAGCCCGGCCGCGGCCGCCGCCGCAGGGGAAGCGCUCCGGACGCCGUCUUUCCCCGAGAGGCACCAGGCUCGUGAACCUGAUCUACAAUGGAAAAACUGCUUUUGUUUCUGCUGUUCAUUGGCAUAGCAGUGAGAGCUCAGAUCUGCCCAAAGCGCUGCGUUUGUCAGAUUUUGUCUCCAAACCUUGCGACCCUUUGUGCCAAGAAAGGGCUCUUAUUUGUUCCACCAAACAUUGACAGGAGGACCGUGGAAUUACGGCUGGCAGACAACUUUGUUACAAAUAUCAAGAGGAAAGACUUUGCCAAUAUGACCAGCCUGGUGGACCUGACGCUGUCCAGGAAUACAAUCAGUUUUAUCACACCUCACGCGUUUGCUGACUUGCGCAAUUUGCGGGCUUUGCAUUUGAACAGCAACCGAUUGACUAAGAUCACCAAUGACAUGUUCAGUGGGCUCUCCAAUCUUCAUCACUUGAUACUUAACAACAACCAGCUGACUCUUAUUUCUUCCACAGCUUUCGAUGAUGUUUUAGCUCUUGAGGAAUUGGAUUUGUCUUACAACAACCUGGAAACGAUCCCCUGGGAUGCUGUGGAAAAGAUGGUUAGCUUGCACACCCUCAGUCUGGACCACAAUAUGAUUGAUCAUAUUCCUAAGGGGACCUUCUCACAUCUCCACAAGAUGACCAGGUUAGACGUCACGUCUAACAAACUGCAGAAGCUACCACCUGACCCUCUCUUUCAGCGAGCUCAGGUACUGGCAACCUCAGGAAUUAUCAGCCCUUCUACUUUUGCGUUAAGCUUUGGUGGAAACCCUUUGCAUUGCAACUGUGAGCUCUUGUGGCUGAGGCGGCUCUCCAGAGAAGACGACCUGGAGACGUGUGCCUCUCCCCAGCUGCUGUCGGGCCGGUACUUCUGGUCGAUCCCUGAGGAGGAGUUCCUGUGCGAACCUCCUCUCAUUACCAGGCACACCCACGAGCUGAGGGUGCUGGAGGGCCAAAGGGCAGCGCUGAGGUGCAAGGCCCGGGGGGAUCCAGAGCCAGCAAUUCAUUGGAUUUCACCUGAGGGCAAACUUAUUUCUAACGCAACAAGGUCUGUGGUGUAUGACAACGGUACACUCGACAUCCUCAUCACAACAGUGAAGGACACGGGCUCUUUCACCUGCAUCGCUUCCAACCCAGCAGGGGAAGCCACACAGACGGUGGACCUGCACAUAAUCAAACUCCCUCACUUGCUGAACAGCACUAACCACAUCCACGAGCCUGACCCUGGCUCCUCGGAUAUCUCAACGUCCACCAAGUCGGGCUCCAAUGCAAGCAGCAGCAAUGGGGAUACAAAAGUCAGCCAAGACAAGAAGGUGGUUGUUGCUGAAGCGACAUCAUCUACUGCUCUGCUGAAAUUCAAUUUUCAAAGAAACAUACCUGGAAUACGCAUGUUCCAGAUCCAGUACAAUGGCACUUACGAUGACUCUCUGGUGUACAGGAUGAUACCUCCCACGAGCAAAACCUUCCUGGUGAACAACCUGGCUGCUGGGACCAUGUACGACCUGUGCGUCUUGGCCAUCUACGAUGACGGGAUCACCUCGCUGACCGCCACCAGGGUGGUGGGCUGCACGCAGUUCACCACCGAGCAGGACUACGUGCGCUGCCACUUCAUGCAGUCCCAGUUCCUGGGCGGGACCAUGAUUAUCAUCAUCGGCGGGAUCAUCGUGGCCUCGGUGCUCGUGUUCAUCAUCAUCCUCAUGAUCCGGUACAAGGUGUGCAACAACAACGGGCAGCACAAGGCCACCAAGGUCAGCAACGUUUACUCGCAGACGAACGGGGCCCAGGUGCAGGGCUGCGGUGGGGCGCUGUCCCAGUCUGCCUCCAAGCAGGCGGUGGGGCACGAGGAGGCCGCCCAGUGCUGCCGGGCCGCCGGCGACGGCGCCGGACCCUCGCCGGAGCCCAGCCCCGGCCCGGAGGCCACCACUACCUCGCCCUCUCCUCAUGCGUGGGCCGCCGGCGCCUCCGCUGCCCAGAAGCCGAAGCGGAAGCCGGGGUCAAAGCCCAGCAGCGAGCCGCAGAGCGAAGCUGCCACGAGUAUCGAGUCCCAAAACACUAACAGAAAUAACUCCACUGCUCUGCAGCUAGCUAGCCGUCCCCCCGACUCUGACCAAGGGGUCCCCACGUACAAAAGAGCACAAUCCAAGCCAAGUAAGUUCCUCACCUUGCCGGCCACCACGUCCAGAGCCAAGCGCAGGCUGUCACUGGGCGGCGAGCUGCUGCUGUGCCGCUGCCAGCAGGACGCGGGGCUGUGCUCCCGGCGCAGCCUCUCCAUGAAUGGGAUGCUGGCGCAGGCGGGCCGCUCCGGCGCGGAGGGCGGAACAGCGACGUUCUCGAGCUCUGAGUGGAUAUUGGAAAGCACUGUGUGACCUGCCUUUGGGUUUUUUUUUAAGUUUACCUUUUAUUUCUCUGACAAACAAAAUGCCAAACGUUGUGUGAAGUUCCCUCUCCUGGGGAAUUGGAUUCGGAAGUCCACUGUUGUCUCACUGAGUGAUGGUUUGUCCAUGCGGGGUUCUCUAUAAGCCACCCAGUGCACACGGGGUUCUGUUUAGUUUCCAUUUGGUUUUAUUUAGUAUCCAAACAGAAGGCAACAUUCAGAGUUUAAAAAGAAAAAAAAAGGUAAAAAAAAAAAAGGUUAAGGGGUGAAAAAAAGCAUGAAACAGCACCAGUGCCUUCCCUGCUCUAGGACUGGCUUCCUGGUUCUGCGGUAGCAGAAAACGCAAGAAAGAGUUUUCACAGAAAAAGCCUUUUAUAAAGGAAAUGAAAUUUCCUCCAAGCUAACAAAUAACCACUUCUGGAUCAAUCAGUAAAAUGAUAUUUUUUAAAAUGGUCAGACUGUAUAUUUCUUUUCCGUGAUAAUGGUGUUGCCUUUGUUUUUAGGCAGAUGCUGUACAGAAACAACAACGCUGUGUUGUUCUCUUGUGUAAAAUAAAAUACUCACUCGGUACACCCAGCCAGCCUGGCAGUGACUGCCCGGGGCGCCCAGCAGUGUGCAGGGGAUGCUGGUCCCUUCCUGUCCCGCGCCGCAGUAUUGGUGCCACAGCUGGGAACCCCUUCCAACAGGACCGGAGCCUGAUCGGUGGCUCCCUGCUUUGCGAUGUGGAAAUGGAAUGUGUUGAGCUCCUGUGUGUGCCAGCACCUCGAGGCAGCGGGGAGUGAGGGGCAGCAGUGGGCAGAGGCAAGGGCAGCGCUGGGGGCAGUAACCUCGCUCGUUCCAGGCUUGCAGGGGCCUAUCUCCUGUAAGCACUGUGGUUUGCAUCUGUAGUCCCUGCGCACAGCGGGGUGGCUGGGAGGUGUUCGCACCUUAACAGUGAUGUGCUGCUUGGCUCCAUGCCCCUGGGAUGCUGUCAGGCCACGGUGUCGGCCUUGAGCAUAUGGCAAUAGGUGGUAACAGCUCAGACACCCCUGUUGUGAGGGUGAGAAAUGUGCUUCUGCUGCUCUGCUCAUUCUGAAGAAAAUUUGAAAAUUAAUACUAAUUAAACUCAUAUGGUCAUCACAUUUAAAUCAAAGGCAGCUUAACUGAGCCGUCUCAGUGCAUUCUCAGAUGCUAAACGCUGUUUUUUAUACAGGCUUUGCGACCACUAAAGCAAUAGAACAGUUAAAUUUUACACCCUGCGUGCUUGUGCUUGAAGGAAGCACAGCCCAGCAGCUGUGUGCAGGUGCUCUGGCUCUCAGGCACACACACACAUGCAGUGCUGGGCCCCAGGGCCGGUGUGGGAGAGUUGUCUCCUGCAUCCCCAGGGCAUUGCACUCAGGGCUGGGUGUGCAGAGCCUGCAAGUCGUGGUUGUGCUUUGCUCCAGCGGCUGCAGGAGCCGGGAACUGGAGGCAGGCUGGAAAGCGCAGGGAAGGAAGAGGCUGUUUCUUUUUUAGAAAGCCCUUUUUCUUCCCUUUGGAAGUACAGAGACCAGAAAGGAAAUGAAGCACCAAAAUUAGAAAUUAGAAUUUCCUGCUGGAAAAGCUAAAAAGAAAUCCCUCCAGAUUUCUCUGGAAGACCGCAGUCUUCUAGAGGGGGGCAUACGGACAGAAAUAGGCUCACAGCGCACCGCCAGAGUCCAAGUUAUGGAAGGUUGAAAGUGAAGGCAUGGUGAAGCUGGGCAGAGGGGGGUAAUGGUCCUUGGAGGAGCUGAAUCUCUGCAGCCGGUACCUUCACCUUACGAUGGGUAAGGAGGCACCUUUCCGUGUGCUCUGCUGAGGUACUUGUCCUAAUUGUGCGUUUUGAAAACAUCAAAUGGAAAUGCUUUGUGUGUUGUCUAAAACUGGACGCGUGUCUGAUGUCUUGUGAAAGUGCUGAACUGUUCAUAGCUUCGGGGGGGGUUAUUUUUAUAUUUUUCAUUUCUUACUCAAAGGAAUCGAUUUUCUAAACGCUGAAGCUGAGUAAUCUAUCUGCAGUACGUUUGUAUAAGCAGCUUAGAAGGACCAUAUGUCACCGUGUUUUGUUUAACUCUGCGCUAACAUUGCAGACCUGGGUGGCUUUAGGGCUCUGCUCACAUCGGAGAGGAGCAUCCCCUGGGUGUGCACGGGGUGUUGGUUCUGUGCCAUCGCCACAGGGGUGAACAUAACAGCGGGAUGUUCAGGCCUGGUUCAUUCCAAGUGUGGGAAGCCUUGGAAAGGGGGAAAUCUGUCUUUUCUGUUCUGCAAAACCAGAGCUGUAGCAGAUAGAUGCAGAAAAAAGUGCCAAGGUAUCUUUUGAUCAGAAGAGUGACACUGAAAUAUUUGUUCAGUGAUGUGCUGGAAAUUUUCUAAUUCUUUGGAAACCAAAACACUCAUGAAAGAAUCCCAGAUGUGGCUUUACCCCAUUGUGGUUACACAGUACUGUCAUGCAGGGAAGGCCUUGGGGAGGGGAGUGGGCAGCCAGGAGCUGCUGUCCUUGAGAUGAGCCCCUUUGGGCUGCACGAGUGAGUGUGCAGCACCCUGAUGUAGUGUGCAGCACCCCAAGGCAGUGUGCAGCAUCCUGACCAGCACCCUGCUGCUCGUGCUCUAUGAAAACGGUCACCAACACUUUGGUUGUGGGAGGGUCUCUGUGUUUCACAAGCACCAGGCAAGGAGAAGAAAAUUCAGGAAUUUGUUUAUUUGUACUGAGAUUUCUGACACACGCUUUCUCUUACGUAUUUCUUAAAUCCACUCCUAACCCUUUUUCGAAAACACACUCGUUCUGUUAAAGAGGGCUGCUUCAAGUUAUGUUUGGAUGGAGAAGCAGGGUUUUGUUGGGUGAAAAGCUGGUUGUGUUAGUUGUUCUCUGUGCUGCCUUUCUGCUGAUGUUCUGGGCAUGUUCUUGACGGUGAAUAUAUGGUACUGUUCAGUUCUGGGUGCAAAUGUGGCUUUAUUUCUGCCAACGUGCUCUGGUUGCUGGAAAACUCUCCCCAAGCACCAGUGCAGAUCUGCAGUAAUGAGCAAAAGAGGCGUUGGGGCAUGGGGACGAGUGUGGGGCAGGCGAUGCCCCCAGUGCUGCAGAGCAGUGCUGUCCCACAGGGGCUUUGCUGUGUGUCACCAUAGGGAUGCAUCCCACAGAGCCCUGCAGGAGCAGCAGGUGAUGGCAGGGCCCAUUCCCAUUCUCCUGUGGUGAAGCCCCUCCAGCAGUCGUGUGUGCAGCAGUGCCAGCGCUGGGCCCAGUGGUUUCCUGCAGCCAUCACUGACCCUGUGGAGCUGCUGGGGGCUGAGCUCUGCUCCGUGCAGCACAGAGAUGUUGGCAUUUCUCAGAGUACACCAGAACUUUGCUGGUCACCACCUUGUGCCUGUGUGUUGCAGUUCUGAGUCACAUCAGCCCAAGCUGUGGUGGAUGACAGUUCUGUCACAGCCAGCUGUCCCUGUGUCUGUGUGUCCUGCAGCCGCCUGUCCCUGUGUCCCACUGCUGCCAGCAAAUGCUGCUCACGUGUCCUUGAAGAAGCACAGCGUGACUCUUCCUGCACCAUCUGCAAAUGCACCCCGAGCUGCAGCAGGCGCUGUGCAGAGGCAGUGGGGGUUUAUCCUCAGUGAUUGACCCAACAAGCAGAAGUAAUGUCACAGCUGCUGUCAUUUACUACUGCUUCUCACUAAUUGGGAGAAACUGGAGCCUUGGAGGUACUGCUUGCAGAGUGGCAGCAUUUGUCAGACUUACAAUAUCUCAAGAAAACGUACUGUCCUGUUCCUUUAAGGUGCUGUUGUAACAAGUGAUGUGCGCUCACUCUCUAAAAGGAACAAUAGCAGCUGUAACAGAGUAACACAAUGCCUCUCCCAUGGUAAUUUAGGAAGUAAUUUUAAGGUAGGUCAAAGUUCUGGUUUGAAAAAAAAAAAAACAACAAAUCACAGCAAGAUCAAUAGGGUCCUGCUUACUGAAACCAUGCAUCCAAUGCUUUCUCUUUGAAGACAUUUUUCUGCAUGCCUUUUAGUUCAGUACUGGCUGUGACACAGAUACAAGGAUUGCACUGAGCUGCCCCUGCACUUGCUGAGUGCUGCAGCAGCAUCUCCUGCCCUCUGUGCAGAUGCACAAGCGUGCUCUUUUGUUACAGUGUGAUGCAGGUGGCCGCAUACCAUCGUUUUAAAGGAAAAUGGUCUUCCUGUACGCAGAAACCCUUUUCCUCUAUGUAACUAACGUUAGCAGCCAGAGCAUCAGUGCUUUGCUAAAAGAGCAUCAGCACCGUGGCUGUGCUGCCUCACCUGUGCAGGGUGCCUGCACCCACAGUGGCAGCCCCAGGUAAGUAUUGCACUGCAGCACUGUCACCACUGGCACAUCCCCAGGGCACGCAGGAACAGCAGCACUGCAGGGCAGGCGGGGACAGUGGCUCUAGGCCUGCUGCCAAGCUGUGCUGCACUGUGCAUGCAUGCUCUGAGUGUUGGACAAAGGCAGCGCUGGAAAUAAGAACAAAUGUGCCGUAUUCUGUCUCUGCUUGGAUGUGGUUGUGGCGUUGCGUUCAUGGCAGCAUGGAUGGGACACAAGUGUGCAGGGUAUGGGGUCUGGAAUGGGUUAAAGCACCCACACUUUGCAUCAGUAAUGUGAGCCAAAAGGCAAAGCUUUCUGAUCUUGCUGAUAGUGAGUGCUAAUGCCAUUGAUUCAUUCACAAGAGCCAGGCUUGAAGGCUGAUGCUGUGGCAAAAAGGAAGCUUAGCUUGCAAGGAAAGAAUCUAAAAAAGAAAAAAGCAAAUGUGGCAAAUUGUUGGCUGCAGAGAGACGAGAUUGAAGCUUUGUCUGUAUGAAAAUAAACAGGACGAGCUCUACUGCCUCUGUCAUGCUGGAACAAGCCACGUCUGCCAGGUCAUUCGAAGUUGUUACUCGGUUGGUACCAGCCUUCAGAUCGCUGACAGCUGAUAUCAGUUCAUGUGGAUUGUUACCAGUCUGCAGGCAGGGACAGGUCAGUACUGGCUCAGUGCUGACCCGGGACUUCCAGCGUCUGGGAAGCACUGGUGGCACCUCUGGGUCCCCCUGGCCUGCAGAGCCCUGCAGGGCCCCUCAGGAGUGGUGCUGAGAUGGAGAGUGGUGGCGUUCCUCUGUUUCUGCCUCCGUUGGUACCCAGAGUGAGGCAGGCAAGGAGAAUGUUCACUGUGCACUGUGUAUGGGGUGCACACACCUGCUGGGAGCUGCUGGGGCUGUUAGUGAUGUGGAGAUGCUGCCACAGCACAUCCUGAUAACUGUGGAGCCACACAGGCAACUGCUGAGUGCAGCGCGUUCUGGGCACAGAGCAGCACUGUAGCCCAGGGGAGCGUGGGACCUGGAGCUGCCUGGGUCUCCCUGCAUCAUGGGGAUGUGUGCAUGUGCCUAUCUUGCACGGGAAUUCAAUUUGGACAGGAAAAUGAGAGAAAGAGUCACGGUUCCAGUGCAGCUCCCUUCUCCCCAUGCUCACUUGGGCAGAGGGUGGUGGGCAGGGAGUCCUGCAGGCCCCGGUGCAUGGCUGCAAACAGCUGGAGAGCUGUGUCCUGCAGCAAGCCAUGGCCACACUUUGUGGUUUGCUUCCGGUGCUGAGAGGUAAGUGGGGCCGUGGGGCCGGCAGCAGUGAGGUGCAGGGCUGCAGUCACUCAGUGGAGCUGCAGGUCCCCACACUCCCAUGGGACAAGACCAACAGUGUGGCUGCUCAGGGACAGAUGGGCACACGCUACACGUUCUGUGCAUGGUGACUUUUCACUUGCAUGUAAGCCUGGCAAGGGCCAACGCUGGGCUCGUGCCCAUCCACUGCUUCAUGUUGGUGUUUCACCUCUGUGCCACUUCCAAUACUGCACAAAGAGGUGAAAACACUGUCGUAGAAAAGGGCUUUGCCUGCGGGGAGUCAGGAGUUCUCUAAUUCUGGAGAAGUGAAUGUUCCCAUUCCUUGCCAUGGGUGUUGCUGUCUCUCUGUCCGUCCGUCUGUCUGUGUCAGUCAUUCUGUCUGGAGGUUGCAGCACGGCUCUGGGCACUGUGGGUUACCCUCACUGUCUCUGUU